Molecule: messenger RNA, 1899 nt
Organism: Talaromyces amestolkiae
Lineage: Eukaryota; Fungi; Ascomycota; Eurotiomycetes; Eurotiales; Trichocomaceae
Exons: 1
Coding region: 1-1899 (632 amino acids)
Source: RefSeq, a predicted model, not a curated record
AUGGGCCCUUCCCUGCCCCUCCCCCUUCACGAGGAGUGGAAAGAUGUCGACUCGUACAUCGAAGCACUUCUCUCCUUCGCGACAUCCACUCCCCUCUUCCUCAAUCUGUGCGGUGGCGUCCAUAUCCUCGACUUCUUGACCAGUGAACCCGAUAUGUACUCGACCUUGUUCCCCGAGGACUGGCGCAGUUUCUUCCACGAACAUGACCUGUACGACAUUCUUGAUCUGGUUUUAACAGACGAUCUAUCCCCAUUCCGAUCGCCCAACGGCGCAGGCUGGAAGACACUGGAAGAAAGAGAAGAAUGGAAGAAUGGCCCAUCACCACCACCUUCAUUGCUAGACUAUAUCCACGACAUUCGCCGACUCAGCCUCCGACGCGACUUUACCUCCACCAUCCCCAAAAACACCAGCGCCAUCCCACAACGUCUCGCCAUCGGCAUGAAAGACAAAAAGCUACACGAAGUCGAACACUUCUCCAAAUACGUCGAUUCAUUCACCACAUCCGUCUCCGAAAGUCGGAAGGAACCAAUCACGCACAUAGCAGAUUUCGGGUCGGGGCAGAAUUAUUUGGGUAGGACGUUGGCGCAUUCGUAUAAUCGGCAUAUAAUUGCAAUUGAGCGCAAGCAUGCGUAUAUAAAAGGCGCGCAGGGGUUUGAUGUUUCGGCGAAAAUGGCGAAGAAGAAGGAGGUUAGGAUGUAUGAUAAGAAGAAGGAGCAGUUGAGGAAUGGUGCUGCGACUGAGGAUAUUUGCCCAACAUGUCCUCCGGAGGUCCAGCAGGGAGAAAAGGAGAGAAAGGAAGAAGAUGGGGCUGUUUUCAGUGUUUUCAAGGAACUCGACAUUAGUGCGGAGGAUUUAGCAACUGCUACAUCCAACGCUCCACACAAAGCCGAAGAAGAAGACUUAGAACCGCACGGCACAAUGGAUUAUAUCGAACACAACAUCAAAGACGGCUACCUCGAACCCAUCAUCCGGCACGUCGUCAACCCCGAUCCCGAUGAAGAUUCAUCUCAGGUCGCGACGAAACAGAACAACGCCCGCGUCCUCGUCGUCUCACUCCAUUCCUGCGGCAACCUGCUUCACCACGGGAUUCGCUCUCUCAUUCUGAACCCCUCCGUUGUUGCAAUCGCCAUGAUCGGCUGCUGCUACAACCUGCUCACCGAACGCCUCGGACCACCAACCUACAAUCUUCCUGUCUUGCGCCACAUGCACCAACGCCUUAGCAUCGGCGCAACAGCCAAAGACCCCCACGGCUUCCCCAUGUCCAACCUCUUCGAGCACUACCCCUACAGCGGCGGGGAGGGCAUAAAAUUCAACAUCACCGCGCGCAUGAUGGCCUGUCAGGCACCCUACAACUGGUCGCGGGAAGAAACCAAGGCAUUCUUUACGCGACACUACUAUCGAGCUCUACUACAAAAGUUCUUCGUCGAUCAUGGCAUUGCUCCCAAGCCUGAACUCGCCACAAUCGAUGUCUUGACUCGUGAUCAACCCCCGGUAGAAAAGGACAAUAGCUGGGAGACCAACCCGCCGCUUGUAAUCGGCACAUUACGCAAAACAGCGUACAAGACUUUCAUCACAUAUGCGCAAACAGCAAUGAACAAACUCGCCAAAGAACCCGCUCAUCGCGUGAAACUAGCGCCUAUAUUAGACAAUGAAGAAGCCACUGUUGCAGAAUUGGAGAGAUAUGUCGCAGAAUUCGAGCAUGCGCAGAAGAAUCUGAGUAUCGUCUGGAUUAUGAUGUCGUUUAGUGCUUCGUUGGUGGAGGCUAUGAUUGUGAUUGAUCGGUGGCAGUAUCUUAGGGAGCAUAUGGCUUCGGGGGUUGUGAAGGACUGUUGGGUCGAGCCGGUGUUUGAUUAUGCGGAGAGUCCGAGGAAUUUGGCUGUUAUUGGGAUCAAAAAGUAG